CUGAGGGGGCUGGGGGUUGAGAAUGAGGGGCACGGCAGGGCAAGGAGGGCAGGGGGCUGCCAGUUGGGAGUGAUGGGCACAGGGUGGAGGCAUUGCCAUGCGCUGCGGGACUGGGAGGCGUCGGUGCCAUUAGCACCGCAGAUGCGUUUCUUCCCCCCCACCAGGACACAGCACUUAGCGCCGAGGGCGCCGCGGCCCCCAUUAGCCUGAAUAAAUGAUGCGCUAAUGGGGGAGCCGAGGCCCGUGGCCGCCACACGUGCCGGCGGGGAGGGGGGUCAUCGCUGUCCUGGCAGGGAAACUGAGGCAGGGGUCAAGGACUCAGGAACCCCCUGGGCCCCGGAGCUGGGGGUAGAACCCAGGCAUCUGGCCCCAAGCACCAGGCAGCUCUGGAGCCUCAUGGCCCAUGGCCAAAACCCCCUCCCCCCACCCCAUGCACACGCGUGUCCAUGACUCAGACAACACGCCAGCCCCCCAUUGGCACGCAUCGCCCGUCAACAGUGCUGGAGCCGCACCCCCCUCCCGCCUGCGGGGGAUAGAGCCCCGGCGCCAGCACUGCCCAGUGCCCACUGCCGUGUGUCUGCCUGAGCAGCCAUGGGCUCACGGUGCAGCAAGCCGUGCGUUGGCAUAGCUGGGGGGCGCCGGCCCAGCCCGCGUGCCUCGGCCCGCCGGCGCCCAGGCACCAUGUCGGAGGGCAGGGACUGGGCCACGCUGAGCCCCGAGGAGUUUGCCCAGCUCCAGCAGUUCAUCGACUACAGCGGCAGGAAGGUCCAGGACGUGCUGCGGGAGCUCCAUGGCGAUGGCACCGUGGCCCAGCACCUGCAGGGAGAUUGCAUCGACUUUGAGGGCUUCAGGCUCUUCCUACAGAGCUACCUGGACACUGAGGUGCUGUCGGAUGACCUCUGCCGCCGCCUCUUCAUGUCCUUCCAGACCACGGGCGGCGCCGCAGACCCCACGGCCACUGGCCUGGUCUGUGUCAAUGACGUCUCCUGCUACUUCUCGCUGCUGGAGGGCGGCCGGCCCGAGGACAAGCUGGAGUUUACCUUUAAGCUGUAUGACAAGGACGGGAACGGCCUGCUGGACAGCUCGGAGGUUGACCGGAUCAUCACCCAGAUGAUGCGCGUAGCUGAGUACCUGGACUGGGACGUCACGGAACUGAAGCCGGUGAGGGCUUCGAUCCCUGCAGAAAUUAGGAGAUGGGGUGCACAGCAGGCAGGGCUCCCCUCUGUUCUGUCCCCCCUCCCCUGGCACCCCCUCACCCCUGCCCCUUGCCUUCCCCAGAACAGGAAGGAUAAUGGGCAGCACAUGUGGCGCCUAAAGCACUUCAACCGGCCGGUCUACUGCAACGUGUGCGAGGCACUGCUACUCGGGCUGCGGAAGCAGGGGCUCUGCUGCACCUUCUGCAAGUACACAGUGCACGAGCGCUGCGCCCGCCGCGCCCCGCCCAACUGCAUCAGCACCUACGCCAAGUCCCGCCGCGAGGCCAGCGUGCAGCUACACGUAUGGGUGAAGGGCGGCUGUGAGGCCAGCAAGUGCGACCGGUGCCAAAAGAAGAUCAAGAGUUUCCAGAGCCUGACAGGGCUGCACUGCGUCUGCUGCCACCUCAAGGUGCAUGAAGAGUGCGCGUCCAACUUGCCCCAGGCCUGCGAUUGCGGGGCCCUGCGUGAUCAUGUGCUGCCCCCAGCAGCCAUCUACCCUGGCGUCCUGGAGCGACAGAAUAGCCAGAAGAGUGGCGGGGGGACGCCCAUGGAGGAGGGGGCACCCCCCAUCACCCCUCCUGAGGGACAGGCGCUGCGGGACGUGCCAGUGCCCGACACCCACCCACUCCUGGUCUUCGUCAACCCCAAGAGUGGUGGGAAACAAGGCGAGAGGGUGCUGCGCAAGUUCCAGUAUCUGCUCAACCCGCGGCAGGUCUACAACCUCCUGAAGGGCGGCCCAGCCCCCGGGCUGAAUUUCUUCCGGGAUGUGCCUGAUUUCCGGAUCCUGGUGUGUGGCGGCGAUGGCACCGUGGGCUGGAUCCUGGAUGCCAUCGACAAGGCCAACCUGCCGCGCCGGCCGCCCGUGGCUGUGCUUCCGCUGGGCACUGGCAAUGACCUGGCACGGUGCCUGCGCUGGGGAGGAGGGUACGACGGGGAGAGUCUGCUGCGAGUGCUGCGGGAUGUGGAGAGCAGCAGCGUGGUGCAGAUGGACCGCUGGCUGGUGCAGGUGACGCCUGACAACCCGGCUGAGAAGGGCGACCCGGUGCCCUACGAGAUCAUCAACAACUACUUCUCCAUUGGCGUGGACGCCUCCAUCGCCCACCGCUUCCACGUCAUGCGGGAGAAGUACCCCGAGAAGUUCAACAGCAGGAUGAAGAACAAACUCUGGUACUUUGAGUUCGCCACGUCCGAGACCAUCUUUGCCACCUGCAAGAAGCUGAAGGAGUGUCUGAGCAUCGAGUGCUGCGGGACCCCCCUGGAGCUGAGCAGCGCGCUGUCGGGGAUCGCCGUGCUCAACAUUCCCAGCAUGCACGGCGGCUCCAACCUCUGGGGUGAGACCAAGAAGCCGCUGGGUGAAGCGCGGCACCCGCCCAGCGCGGCACAGCCCCAGGCCGUCACCGACCCCGAGGCCCUCAAGACCUGUGUGCAAGACCUGAGCGACAAGCGGCUGGAGGUGGUAGGGCUGGAGGGCGCCUUGGAGAUGGGGCAGAUCUACACGGGUCUGAAGAGUGCCGGCGCCCGCCUGGCCAAGUGCUCCGAGAUCACGCUGAGGACGUUGAAGCCGCUGCCCAUGCAGAUCGACGGGGAGCCCUGGAUGCAGCCGCCCUGCACGAUCCGGAUCACGCACAAGAACCAGACGCCGAUGCUCAUGGCCCCCCCGCUGCGCUCCUCCAGCUUCUUCGGCCUCAAGAAGGGCCCCCCUGAGCCCUGAGGGGACCCCCCUUGCAGCUCGGCACCCCGGGGACCCCGCUUCCAUCUGCUACGUUGCCUGGGGGUCUCCUGCACUCGGGCCCAGCCCAGCUGCUCAUAUCAGCCUCGAGGGGGGACACCUGACACGUCUCCUGCCCACUGGGCCUCCCCUGCUUGCUGGAUCCACAAUCUCAUGGUGGCAUCGAUCCCCGGGCUGGGGAAGAGGGCAUCCUGGCCUGUGAUGCCCCUGGGAUGGGGGUGUGGGGCAGGGCCCCCCGAUCCCCCCCACCCGACCCAGCUCCCUGCCCCGGCUGCUGGCUCCCAGGGCCCCCCCCCCACCCAGCAUCGCCCUAUUUAUUGCACCUCCCCCCGUCCUCCAAGUGCCUCAUCCAGUAAUAAAGGUUGCAUUGGUUUGGU
This is a messenger RNA of Alligator sinensis (Chinese alligator), 3302 nucleotides long. It is a transcript of the gene DGKA, whose product is annotated as diacylglycerol kinase alpha. Bases 592 to 2907 code for a protein of 771 amino acids. Gene Ontology annotation, molecular function: calcium ion binding; ATP-dependent diacylglycerol kinase activity. The record is from RefSeq and is a predicted model, not a curated record. Gene Ontology annotation, cellular component: plasma membrane. Lineage: Eukaryota; Metazoa; Chordata; Crocodylia; Alligatoridae. Gene Ontology annotation, biological process: lipid phosphorylation; intracellular signal transduction; diacylglycerol metabolic process. The transcript is spliced from 23 exons.